AUGAUUGCCCCGAUGAUUGAUGAUUUCUUACCAAGCCUCACACUCUCCGUAAGCUGGUCAAAGAAGAGUGCGAAACUAGGAAACACAAUCAAGCCCAAGAAGCUACAGAACAAGCCAGACAUUGUCUUGCACGGCAUCACCAACACUGUGGCUGGCGACGACAAGGCGCAGAAGAUGACCUAUGUAAUCACACUCACGGAUCCGGAUGCGCCAUCUCGCGACAACCCCGAAUGGAGCGAAAUGUGCCACUGGAUCGCCUCCAACGUGACCAUCUCUCAGGAAACCUUGUCCAUUCUGCCACUCCCAGAGUUUGGUCUCACGGAGCAGACAGCGUCGAAACAGGAUGGAGGGCCGGAUGAUGUGGUCGAGUACAAGCCGCCUGGGCCGCCCAAGAAGACGGGCAAACACCGCUACGUGUUCUUGGCCUUUGCGCCGAAGAAUAGGACGACGGAGCCGUUGCAUCUGAGCAAGCCGAAAGAUCGGCAGCAUUGGGGUACUGGGAUGGAGAGGGGAGGUGUGAGAGAUUGGGCGGUCGAGAAUGGCUUGUUUCCUGUUGCAGCGAAUUUCAUUUAUGCGCAACAUGAGAAACAGUAA
This is a messenger RNA of Plenodomus lingam JN3, 594 nucleotides long. Lineage: Eukaryota; Fungi; Ascomycota; Dothideomycetes; Pleosporales; Leptosphaeriaceae. The record is from RefSeq and is a predicted model, not a curated record.